AUGGCUAAUUCUAAUUCACAAGAUGAAGAAAACGCAGUGGCAUUGCCCGCCACAGAAAGAAUAGAGCUCGGAGUUGGCGUUUCCCUACAGCCACCCCUUUCGCGAAGGGGACACGGACCUGGAUUGAUCGUCGUAGUUCCUGAGGGCUCACUGCAACAACAUAUCACGUCGGAUUUGCUCCCGCCGCUACAAAAAUGGGCAGAGGAGGGUUUUGCUGUGGUAGAGAUACAGGCCGACGCGCUCGAUAUCGAGGAGGAUGCUGGGAAGGUCCUAGGGCGGGCAAUUGCCGGGUUGGAGCAGUGUUCAUCCUGCGAGGGGGAUAAGGUGGCAUUGGUAGUCUAUCAAUCUAUGCUAUUGAACAAGAUCGAGCCGGCGUUGCCAUCGAAUAGCAACAUUGUAGCCGUGGUCGUCUAUGGGAGCUCCCAUAUUCUAACACCUACGCUCAAGACAACCUCGACAGUCCCAUAUGCGUAUCAUCUAGCAGGUACAACAGGGAUCAAGAGCAAGCCGACAGAUAUCGUUUCCGUAUACGAAUACCCCAAAGCCUCAUCUCCUCUCUUCGCCUUCCCCGGCCAUGACGGCUUCCACCCGACUUCCGAAUCUGUCUCCCAUUCACGAAAUCUAACGUUUCUGAAAAAGCACGUUGGAGCCCCAUCUUUCGACCUAGAGGCAAUAUGGGAGGAACAUACACACUACGAGUUUGGGGACCGCUCCGUUGCAAAGACUAUGGGGACGAUGGUCCAGGAGCCAUAUAUGACCGGAGGCAUUGGACGGGAGAGACUAUCAAAUUUCUACCGACACCACUUUAUUUUCAAUAACCCGGCCGAUACAGAGCUGGAGCUUGUUAGCCGCACGGUGGGCAUAGACAGGAUUGUGGACGAGUUCGUCUUCAGUUUUACGCAUAACAUGCAGAUUGACUGGCUUGUACCGGGAAUCCCGCCAACCGGUCGACACGUGCGCAUCCCCUUUACCUCCGUCGUCAAUGUCCGGGGCGACCGAUUAUAUCACGAACACAUUGCCUGGGACCAAGCUUCUGUAUUAGUCCAGCUCGGAUUGAUGCCUGAAUACCUGCCUUUCCCGUAUACAUUACCAGAUGGCACGAAGCCUGGGCCGGGGAAAAUGUUCCAGUAUAGGGUCCCCGCUGCAGGGGUCGAUACUGCGAGGAAGAUACUAGAUAAGAAUAGCGUUCCGUCGAAUGAUAUGUUUAACUUUGAGGUUAGGGAAGUUGAUGAUAAAUUUUCUAGUUAA
This is a messenger RNA of Venustampulla echinocandica, 1248 nucleotides long. RefSeq names its product NTF2-like protein. Lineage: Eukaryota; Fungi; Ascomycota; Leotiomycetes; Helotiales; Pleuroascaceae. The transcript is spliced from 4 exons. The record is from RefSeq and is a predicted model, not a curated record. Bases 1 to 1248 code for a protein of 415 amino acids. Gene Ontology annotation, biological process: polyketide metabolic process.